GCAUGGAUCUUAGAAGUCGUGACAACUCUUCUCCGCCUCGUCCCAGAUGGAGAAAAGUGGCAUAUGGUGGUAUGCAACCUGGUUAUGGUGACAACUAUACUGAUGAAUCAUUUCUUGAAGGCAUGGUCACGAAUGCCAGUGUUGUAAAGAGGGACAUGGUAAAGGUGAUGCUAGACUCAGUUUCCAUUUCUGAAUAUCUAUGCGUUGUUGCUCUCGUUGUAUUGGUCUGGACUUACACACUAACAUCAACUCUGGAUGAAAAUUCCCUGCUCUUUCUUGAUGCAAGUCUCCUUGUUUCAGGAUUUCUCAUCCUCAUAUUUACUCAAGAAAUGCUUUCCUUCAAUCUUCUCAUCCAUUACUGUCUCAAUAUUUCCUUCUUUAUAACUGGAUUAUAUGUUUUGGCUCCUAUAUACCAGACUCUAACAAGAUCCAUUAGUUCAGAUUCUAUCUGGGCAGUAACUGUGUCACUACUACUGCUUCACUUAUUUCUGCAUGAUUAUUCAGGAUCCACAGUAAAAACCCCUGUUGCUACAAAGAAUCCGGCGUUAUCCAGUUGUAUCUCUGUAAAUGCUUCUGUAGUAGCCUCGGUUUUUAUCGCAUCCCGUCUUCCAUCAAGACUACACGUGUUUGCCAUCAUGCUCUUCUCAUUGCUAGUCUUCCUUUUUGCUCCCCUGGUUACUUACUGUAUUAAAAAGUAUUCCUUCCGCUUGCACUUGUGUGUUUCCAUGAUGUUGAUUGCUCUGACCUUGAGUUUUGUGUACAUGCUGGAUCGGUUGCUUUUUGUGUUGCUGCUUAGUGUGUUAGUGUUUGUCAACGUGGUCUGCCCUUACUGGCUUAUAAGGCUUCAGGAAUACAAGUUUGAGAUCAAUGGGCCUUGGGAUGAGGCGAAGCUUUGUUUUGAUAUUACUGACUAAGAUCAUAGCGUACAUGGGGAAUACGGUGAGAAGUUGAGGCAACUGGCUCUUGAAUUUUGAGUGAUGGUCAGGUUUUGGUGUAAUUCCCCGGUGCAUUCCAUCGGCUUUGGGGCCGAGUAUUUCUGCUU
Neltuma alba is the source of this 1042-nucleotide messenger RNA. Its product is annotated as phosphatidylinositol N-acetylglucosaminyltransferase subunit C. Gene Ontology annotation, biological process: GPI anchor biosynthetic process. The transcript has a single exon. Lineage: Eukaryota; Viridiplantae; Streptophyta; Magnoliopsida; Fabales; Fabaceae. Bases 3 to 914 code for a protein of 303 amino acids. Gene Ontology annotation, cellular component: glycosylphosphatidylinositol-N-acetylglucosaminyltransferase (GPI-GnT) complex; membrane. The record is from RefSeq and is a predicted model, not a curated record.